Molecule: messenger RNA, 483 nt
Organism: Acanthamoeba castellanii str. Neff
Lineage: Eukaryota; Discosea; Longamoebia; Acanthamoebidae
Product: response regulator receiver domain containing protein
Exons: 4
Coding region: 1-483 (160 amino acids)
Biological process (GO): protein autophosphorylation; phosphorelay signal transduction system
Molecular function (GO): histidine phosphotransfer kinase activity; phosphorelay sensor kinase activity
Source: RefSeq, a predicted model, not a curated record
AUGGCGCGUACGGUCGGAUCGACAUCAUGCACGGCGGGGGAGGGGGAGGCCGUCGGCCGGGAGCGAGGGGCCGGAGCGACGGAGAAGGACUCGUUGGCGGGGAUGAAGGUGCUGCUGGUGGAGGACAACCUGAUCAACCAGAAGGUGGGCAAACGCAUGCUCCACACUCUCGACUGCCACGUCACGGUGGCCAACAACGGAGAGGAGUGCCUGAAGACACUGAGGCAGGAGGAGGGCGGAGAGAAGGCGGGCCUGAUGGAUGGGUUCGAGGCUACCCAACGCAUCCGCGCCAUGGCAGCUGACGCCCAGCCGCUGGGCUCGCCACCACGUGGCACGCGGUAUCGUGGCUCUCACCGCCUCCGCGACCAAGCGGGGAUGUCGGACGUGUUGUUCAAGCCGGUCCGUCGCGAGGCCCUGGCGGCGGCGGCCCUUCGCAAAUGGGGCACGACCGUCGCGGUGUCGGCGCCUCGCCCGCAACCCUGA